Molecule: messenger RNA, 1203 nt
Organism: Entelurus aequoreus (snake pipefish)
Lineage: Eukaryota; Metazoa; Chordata; Actinopteri; Syngnathiformes; Syngnathidae
Gene: irf1b
Product: interferon regulatory factor 1b
Exons: 10
Coding region: 134-1057 (307 amino acids)
Biological process (GO): regulation of transcription by RNA polymerase II; immune system process
Cellular component (GO): nucleus
Molecular function (GO): DNA-binding transcription factor activity, RNA polymerase II-specific; RNA polymerase II cis-regulatory region sequence-specific DNA binding
Source: RefSeq, a predicted model, not a curated record
CGCAAAGACUCUGCACUUCAUGCUCGCUUUGCAGGAGAAGAAGAAGAAGAAGAAGAAGAAGAAGAAGAAGACGUAGGAGAAAUAUCCCUGGGAAUAUAUUUUCUUUUAUUUUGAAAGGAUCAGACACUUCGCCAUGCCAGUCGACAGGAUGAAGAUGAGGCCGUGGUUAGAGAUGGUGAUCGACUCCAACAAAAUCCCUGGUCUGACUUGGCUGGACAAGGAGAAGACCAUGUUCUCCAUCCCGUGGAAGCAUGCGGCUCGACAUGGAUGGGAUCUGGACAAGGACGCUUGUCUCUUCAAAGAGUGGGCCAUUCACACAGGGAAAUACAAAGAGGACGGAUCCCGCGACGCCAAAACGUGGAAGGCCAACUUUCGCUGCGCCAUGAACUCGCUGCUGGACAUCCAGGAGGUGAAGGACAGGAGCAUCCACAAGGGACAGUCGGCCACGCGCGUCUUCCGCAUGCUGCCUGUGGCUAAGAAGCAGAGAGAGAAGCGGAGCAGAGUGAAGUCCAGGAAGCAGGUCCAGAUGGCGCAGGAGGAGACGGACGGCAGCGAUACGCAGUCGCCGCCCGAGUCGUCGCAGCCGUGGGACAUCCCACUGGCCCAGGAGAACGUGGUGGACAGCACGGUGGACGUGGGGAUUCAAGACACGCACUUGUCGUACUUGCCGUUUGAUGGCGAGAUGGCGGAGGACCGACUGGGGAACAAUUUCAUCCAACAGUUCCAGAUUUCACCAGAACACAGCCCCGAGUACGUCGCAGAGAUUUGCCAACAAAUGGAGAGAGACGCUCAAAACAUCGCCACCAUGAACAGUUUAGACAUUUGGGGCUUCCUGAGCAAUGAGGCGAGGACCAGCCCGGGGAGCCAGGGGAGUGACGCUUACUCAGACAGUGCCCAGUCCGUGCGAACAGUCGACGACGGAGACGACUUGCGGUACACCACGCUGAGCUCGGAAUACGUGCCCAUGGAUGACAAAUUUGGCUCGAUCCACGGCUAUCAGUUGUUCGAUACGAGCUUCGACGUACUGAUUUCCCGGGACCGCUUUGAAGAUUGCUGAGUCAGCAAGACUUUUUUGUGCGCCACUCUCAGGAAAACGAAGCAGUGUCAUCGUUGGACCAUGUGACUUUUUGUAUUAUAACUGAAUGUAUCUGUACAUAGUUGUCUUUUACAUGUGUGUAUUUUUUUUAAAAUAAAAACAAAACA